Molecule: messenger RNA, 1643 nt
Organism: Betta splendens (Siamese fighting fish)
Lineage: Eukaryota; Metazoa; Chordata; Actinopteri; Anabantiformes; Osphronemidae
Gene: nkx2-9
Product: NK2 transcription factor related, locus 9 (Drosophila)
Exons: 2
Coding region: 379-1101 (240 amino acids)
Biological process (GO): regulation of transcription by RNA polymerase II; cell differentiation
Cellular component (GO): nucleus
Molecular function (GO): DNA-binding transcription factor activity, RNA polymerase II-specific; RNA polymerase II cis-regulatory region sequence-specific DNA binding
Source: RefSeq, a predicted model, not a curated record
GAUUCAGCUCCAACAAUUACCAUUAUCUGUUCCCCAGUUUGACGAUACGGGGCGAAUCUGUAAUGAUGACGAGUGUUUCCUUCGCUCAUUGUUGACGCGUUGCCGUUUUUUCUCCAGUGUUUCCCCACCUACCGUCUUUGGGUGACAGCACUCCAGCCAUUCAGGUACUCAGCGGAGGAGGGGGGGGGCUUUAUAAGCGCGCAGCCUUGUGUUUGCAGCCACUGGAGUGCUGUUUGUGUAAACACUGAGCCCGGUUGGACACAGCGCGGGUGUUUGGACAGUGCGUAAAGUGGAUCCGCGGCUUGGACAGACGCAUUACUGUAGGCGCCCGUUUCUUUUUUUUGCGCAAAACAAACGCGGAUUGCGGACAAAGACGCGAUGGCGGCAGCGGCCAAAUUCAGCUUUUCCGUCAGGAGCAUCCUCGAUUUGCCUGAGAAGGAUGCGGAGGCAGCGCCGCGGUGCUCCACGGUUUACUCCUCCUGCUCGUCCAGCUCGCCCUACAUCUCCUGGAUGGACUGCGACCGGAGCCCAUGCAUGUCGUCCGAUGAAGGCAGCCUCGAGGCCUCUCCCGACUCCACCAAACCGGACGACUCCUCCCUGGACUCGGAGCCCGACAAGGGCAAGAAGAGCAAGAAGCGCCGGGUUCUGUUCUCCAAGGCCCAGACCCUGGAGCUGGAGAGGCGCUUCCGCCAGCAGCGCUACCUGUCCGGGCCCGAGAGGGAGCAGCUGGCCCGGCUGCUCAGCCUGACGCCGACCCAGGUGAAGAUCUGGUUCCAGAACCACCGCUACAAGAUGAAAAGAGGUCGGGCGGAAGGAGGCCCGCCGGACGUGGAGGUGGCGCCGCCGCCUCUGUUGCGCAGGGUCGUGGUUCCCAUCCUGGUCCGCGACGGGAAGCCGUUCCACCCGUGCCUGCUGGACGCGGAGAAAUCCAGCUGUUUGCCCGCGUCCUCCCAGCCGGGCCCCUUCUCCCUGGCCUACCCGUCGCUCCAGCAUCCAGUCGCGCUUCCCCACCAGUACCAGCACUUUCCUGCCGCUGCCGCGUCCAGAUUCGCCUGGAGGGACUUUUGGAGCGACUCGGUCCACUUUAAUGCCUUCAAGUGAAGACCUCGUUUCAAUGCACAAACUCACUUAGACCUGCAUCAGAUGUUUCUGAAUGUGAACUCUAAACAUAGAUUUUCCACAGAACAAACGAUAUUUUGCACAUUUUAUUUUGAUAUUGUAGCUUGUGAGAUCAAAAAUCUUAAUAUUUUUUCGUGCUUGGGCUUCCUGACGUAGCCCGCAUACUUUAAUUAUCCGGUGAGAUUAUAUGCACCCAGCUGUGUGGGUUUAAAUGUAAUAUUUGUACAUAGAGGUUUCAUGUACAUUAGGCCGCAAUAGGCGGCGAUAGAGGAGCAAUACUAUUGAAUGUUUCAAAGGAAGUUAUUUGCUGUUUUAAUGAGACCUUUGGUUGUUUGAACUGUUAAAAUGUUUGAAAUUGUUAAUAAACCUUUCCUAUAUUUUGUAUGAACACUUUUACACUUGUAUUGUGCUUUAUUUUAUUUCCAUUCUGCUCAGAACAGUCUUUGCUGAAUGGAAAGAAUUUGGGUGCAAGAAUAGCCCAAAUUUUAUUUUACUUGAGUGUGAAACACAUUCAUGACAUCAAC